AUGAACACACAACUCAACCUGGCCGUAGUCUUUUUGGCCCUGAUGCAGUGCAUCGCUGCCGUGGAGUUCACCUUCGAUUUGGCCGAUAAUGCGGAGGACUGCUUCUACGAGGAAAUCAAGAAGAACUCCAGCGCCUACUUUGAGUUCCAGGUGUCGGCCGGUGGGCAACUGGACGUGGAUGUCACCCUUAAGGAUCCGCAGGGCCAAGUGAUCUACAAACUGGAGAAGGCCACCUUCGACAGCCACCAGUUUGUGGCGGAGUCGACGGGCGUGUAUACGGCCUGCUUUGGCAAUCAGUUCUCGGCCUUCUCGCACAAGAUCGUCUACGUGGACUUCCAAGUGGGCGAGGAGCCAGCUCUGCCCGGCGUGGACGAGCAUGCCACUGUGCUCACCCAAAUGGAGACCUCCUCGCAGGCGAUCCACAAGGGCCUGAACGACAUCCUCGACGCCCAGACGCAUCAUCGCCUGAGGGAGGCGCAGGGACGCAAGCGGGCCGAGGAUCUCAAUCAGCGGGUGAUGGUCUGGUCCUCCCUGGAGACGGCCGCCGUCAUCCUGAUCGGCCUCGUCCAGAUCAUGGUCCUCCGCAACUUCUUCACGGACCGGAAGCCCAGCCAGGCGCACUACGGCCGCCUGUAGAGGAUUCGGAUUUGGGUUAUUAUGGGAUCGAUAGCCUUGUUUAUAAAGCCCUUGAUGUGAAAGAGAAGCCCUCCCCGCCACUCGCCCCAAAAAAAUGUUGUCAAUCUCGUCUUAGCCACAACGUAUUCAUUCCCCCAAGGGCGGUUCUUUUUUUGGGGAGUGCCCCACCCGAAUUCAACAACGACAUGUAAUAUUUUUUUGUUAAGACCCACCCGAAAAACAGAAUUGUUUUUUUUUUUUUUAAAUACAUGCAAAAGCAACCAUAACUUGAUAGCUAAAGGUAAAA
Messenger RNA from Drosophila gunungcola (fruit fly), 922 nucleotides. RefSeq names its product transmembrane emp24 domain-containing protein 3 (gene p24-1). The coding region runs from base 1 to 636 and encodes 211 amino acids. The transcript has a single exon. Gene Ontology annotation, cellular component: endoplasmic reticulum; endoplasmic reticulum-Golgi intermediate compartment; Golgi apparatus. Gene Ontology annotation, biological process: intracellular protein transport; Golgi organization; endoplasmic reticulum to Golgi vesicle-mediated transport. Lineage: Eukaryota; Metazoa; Arthropoda; Insecta; Diptera; Drosophilidae. The record is from RefSeq and is a predicted model, not a curated record.